This is a messenger RNA of Stylophora pistillata, 1090 nucleotides long. RefSeq lists its product as uncharacterized. Gene Ontology annotation, cellular component: membrane. The record is from RefSeq and is a predicted model, not a curated record. Lineage: Eukaryota; Metazoa; Cnidaria; Anthozoa; Scleractinia; Pocilloporidae.
AACAUCACGACCUUUUCCAUUCUCUCUUUGAGUUUACCAAGGAAUACAGCACGAAAUGGCGUUUUACAGACGAGACCUUAAAAUCAUCUCGAUCGCUCAGCUUGUAAUGGCAGGUAUCCUCUUCGUGCUCGGAAUGGUAGACCAUUUUGAAGUACGCUACAUGUAUGCCAGUCUCAUAUUGAUGCCAGUUUGGAUAAGCCUUCUUGUCGUACUCGUCGGCAUCAUGGGAUUGGUUUUGGUGAAGAGGUCCAGUCCUUACUCUGCUUUGACAAGUGGCCUAAUCUCUGUGAGCAUGACAAGUGCUGCUCUAGCAGUACUUACCAUUUUUACCUAUGCGAUGGCACUCAAUGACAUAUUGUUCUACAAAUAUUAUGAGGCCGAAACUGAAAAAAGCUCUGACAAUACCUUUCCAUGGUUUGCUGGUAAAAACUCGGAAAUCCAGUUCCAAAAAGAGGAAAAAACCAUGAUAGCUGUACAUGUCUUGAUUAUCAUGUGUUCCAUCCUCGAAGUCAUACUUGCCAUGGCAAGUGUCCGAACCGGCAAGGCACUGGCUAAGGAGCCAAAGGAAACCCAGGCAAGCGUUGGAUAUCGCCAAGUGGCAGAGGAAGAUGUCCCCUUGUUGUUCUCCUCAGAUCAAGAGACAGACUAGUUGAUAUCAGCUCCAUACACUGCUAGAUAGAGGACGACCUAAUAACAUGAUGACGUAACGUAGCUAAACGCUUUUUAAACGACAUGGAAGCAAAUUGAUUGUUAUAACCACAAAACAUGAAUGUUACUAGUAGUAAUUUGAUUCAUUCCGUUUCCAAGAUUUUGGAAAAAUAUCUGAAGAUCAAAAUGUAGUUCGUAGCUUGAAGAAAGCGUAAAAGAUAACUAACGAAUAAUUCCCAACGAAUGUAGAAUAAUGGUUAGCAACUUUCAACUUUAACGCCCCACCCUCCUUCCCAAUCCACCUCCGUCGUUUCAAGUCUUUCUAUCACCACUUGGUGUAGAAUCAUGGUCAUAUACACCCUAAAGUCAGCAUGCAUAUUCUCCAUACUGUUCUCUUUAGAUUUCCAAUGGUAUCGACAAAGAGAAUUUUUUUUACAAUCAA